AUGGAAUCAGACUAUGGGUUGACCGAAUAUGCAUCUGGAGAAAAAUUGGAAAAUAUUCCAUGUAUUUUGAAAGAAAUGUAUAGCGAUUUCAAAGUUGAAGAGAUUCUUGAUGACUUCACUGUUCUACAAAUCCCUUCGCCUGAUUUCAUCGUGGAAAAUUCGGCAAAAAAUCAACCGGAAGAUGUGAAGCAAUUGCCAAAACCUGAUUUUCUUGAUGAUCAAAUAAUAGAGAAAUUGGAAGAGAGAUUUGCACAAAAAGGAGAACCAGUUGUAAUUGAAACCGAGGUAAUGUUUGAGAAAAAAAGUGUUCAGAAAAAAAAAGAAAAUAUAUAAUAAUAAUAAUGAGAUUUUUCGCAAGGAAAAAGUUCAGAAAUCUUUAAUUAUUCACAUAUUUUUCAUUAUGAAAAUUCGCGCGCAUUUUUCCAUUGAAUUAAAAUAAUGUAUGACAUCACAUAGUUUUUAGUCGAGAAUAAUGAAAUGAGCCCAUUUGUAAUGAUCAUGUUUUUUUCUUCUUCUUCUUCUUCUUCAAAUGACUCACUGAGAAUGAGAAAAGUAAAGUAAUGUAAUGUCAUAUUAGAAUUAGAAAUAUUUUCAGAACUUAUCAAAAGAAGACCGGAAAAAUAUUCAUAACUAUGUUCGUGAAAAUUAUGGUGGAAAAUUGAUAAGCGAAACGAAGGAUGAUAAAAUAAUAGUUUCGCAUGGACAUACUCAAUCAACUCGAAAAAGAAAACAUUGGGAUGAAAAUAUUCCAAAAGAGACGCAUUUCACGAUGUGUAAGGAGAAUAAGGAUACAAGUUAUGCUCUUGGAAUUGUCUCGAAAUUCCUAAAAGUUCCACCAAAUCAUUUGAAAACUCAUGGAAUAAAAGAUAAAAGAGGUGUGACAAGUCAACGUGUUUGUGGUCGACAAAUUACUGAAAAACAAAUAUUGGAUUUGAAUUCGAUUUUACGACAAAUUAUGAUAUUUGAUGUUUCGUAUAAAAAUGAAUCGAUUCAAAUUGGAGGACAUUGGGGAAAUCGGUUUAGCAUUAUUUUGAGAAAUAUUCCAGAAGAUUCACAAGAAUUGCUGAAAAAUCGAUUGGCAUCUUUUGAUAAACUUGGAUUUAUAAAUUAUUUUGGUGAGUUUUAAAAAAGAAAAUUUUUUCGAAUCAAUUUCAUUGUUUUCUCAACAGGAACUCAAAGAUUUGGUUCGCGAGUCUCAAAUACUGCUGAAAUUGGAUUGCACAUUUUACGUCGUGAAUGGGAAAAUGCUGUGAAAGCUAUUCUGAACAAUGCUCUCCCACGUUAGUUUUUAAGGAAAUUCCUCAAAAAUGUUUUUUUUUGUAGAACAUUUGGAAGAUCGAACUGUUGGUUUUGCAAUUCGAUGUUUUCAAGAAACUGGAAAUGCAAAAUUGGCUUAUUCAAAAUUGAGAGGUGCACAAGCUUUUGCAACAAUUGAAGGAUCGAUUUUGAAAUGUUUGUUGAAAGGAGGAACUUGGCAACAGGUUAGUUUUAUUUUAUGCAAAAAUGCUUACAAUUAAAUGUAUUUAUAUUUAAGUGCAUAACUGAUGCAAUUCCAAUUCAAACUCGCUCUCUUUAUGUUCAUGCUUAUCAAUCAUUGAUUUGGAAUCGAGUUGCAUCAAAAAGAGUUCGAGAAUUUGGAAGAGCAAUUUUGAAUGAAGAAGUGGAUUGUGGGAAAAAUGGAGAAAACUUGAAAACUGGAAUCAAUUCACAUUUUGAUAUUCAUAUUCCUUUGGCUGGAGAAAAUGAAACAUUCAAAAAUUCGAUCGGUAUGUUGAUUUUCUUUAGAAAAAAAGUGUUCGGAUUUUUUUUUAAUUUUAGCAAUGCAAUGGACGAAUGAAGAACUUGCCAAAGAUAAUAUUAAACCAGAAGCAUUCACAUCACUUCAUGAGUUAGUUUUAUUUUACUUUUCAUUCUUGAAUAUACUUUUUUUCAGUCGUUUUUCACUUGGCGAAUCUUCUCGUCCGCUUUUUGUCGAAGCAAAAAAUCUCGAAUACAAUUUCAUUCGAUAUUCUGAACCUCGCGCUUUACUUCAAGAUGGUUUGAAAACUCGUGCAAUUCCAGAAUCUGAAAGAAAUGGAGAUUAUCUAGCGAUUCAGUUGAAGUUUGAUUUACCAUCAGGUUGUUAUGCAACAGUUGCACUUCGAGAAAUAACUGGAGAAGAUAUGAGUAAAAUAUCGAUGAAAGAAGCUAGUUUCAAACUGAAAAAUGAUGCUGAAACCAAAGUAGAAGACGAAAUUAAAGUUGAAUAG
Molecule: messenger RNA, 2249 nt
Organism: Caenorhabditis angaria
Lineage: Eukaryota; Metazoa; Nematoda; Chromadorea; Rhabditida; Rhabditidae
Source: the annotation of a GenBank genome assembly